GGCCAGCCAGCUUCCUUUCGCUUCCGCAGAAGCUCCGGCACGCGGACAUGCCGGCCCACCACGCGACAAGCUGGCCUGGGCGGCGGCCCUCGUGGCAGGCUAUAACCUAGACUAUUCCCGUCCGUCACAGCUCCUUCUGCCUCUCCUUCGCUCGCACUACCGGCUAAACUGUCACUCUUUUACAUCUUCCCCUUAGCCACCAGCAGCAACAAUGAAGUUCUUCCAGUCCGGUAUGGCCCUCGCGGCCUUUGCCGCCGUCGCCAGCGCCCAGAAGCAGCAGUCCUACGACUACGUCAUCGUGGGCGGUGGCACUGCCGGCUCUGCUCUGGCCACGCGCCUGAGCCAGGGUCUCCCCAACGCCAGCAUCCUCCUCGUCGAGGCCGGCCCUUCGGCCCUCGAGGACCUGAGGAUCAACGUCCCCGGCAUGCGCGGUGCCAUCCUGGGAUCCGAGCUCGACUGGAACUUCACCACCGUCGCUCAGACCAGCCUAGAGGGCCGCUCCAUCGGCGUCAACCGCGGCAAGGUCCUCGGCGGCUCGUCCGCCAUGAACUACCUGUGCUACAAUCGCGCGUCGGCGCCCGAGUACGAGGCCUGGGCCGAGCUCGGCAACGAGGGCUGGGGCUGGGACGCCAUGAAGGGCGGCAUGACCAGGUCGGAGAACUUCACGGGUGUCGAUAACGACCUCCACGGUCGCGAUGGUCCCAUCCGCAACCUGUACAACAGGGUCAGCUACCCCGUCAUCGACAUGUGGACGGAGACGUCGGCCAACGCCGGCUUUCUGGUCACCGAGCGCAGCAGCAUGGGCGGCGACAACAUCGGCAUGACCUUCCAGCCCACCAACAUCCACAACGAGAAGAAGACGCGCUCGUACUCGGCCAACAGCUACCUGCCCCUUGCCGGCCCCAACCUCGAGGUUGUCACCAGCACCCAGGUCGAGAAGGUCAACCUGGUCGGCUGCAAGGCAGGCCGGUUCAGGGCCAGCGGCAUUACCCUGCCAGGAGGCAAGGUCAUCAAGGCCGCGCGCGAGGUCAUCCUCUCGGCCGGUGCCGUCCAGAGCCCGGGGCUGCUCGAGCUCUCCGGCGUGGGCCAGCCCGAGGUCCUCAAGGCCGCGGGCGUCACGCCCCUCGUCGACCUCCCCGGCGUCGGCGAGAACUACCAGGACCACAUCCGCGUGUCCAACACCUACGAGCUCAAGGACGACGUCGACUCGUUCGACAACCUCAUCUUCGACAACCAGGGCAAGAACGCCACGGGCGAGCUGCAGAAGUGGCUCUCAGGCGAGCGCUCGCUCUACGAGUUCACCUCAAAGGCCUACGGCUUCCUGACCUGGGAGCAGCUCGGCGUCGCCGACAAGAUGAAGGCCGCCGCCGCCGCCUCGGCCAAGGACCACGUCGUCGACAAGAAGAAGCUCGAGUACCUCGGAAACUCCCGCGUGCCCUCGGUCGAGUACAUCCUCGACCCCAACUACGUCGGCGCCUUCGGCUACAAGGGCGGCAAGUACGUCACCAUCUUCAGCACCGUCAUGCACCCCAUGUCGCGCGGCAGCGUGCACAUCGACCCCAAGGACCCCAAGGGCAAGCCCACCAUCGACCCCAAGUACCUCGACAACCAGUACGACGUGCAGGGCCUGAUCGAGGGCGCCAAGACCGCCCGCAAGCUCGCCGCCACCGAGCCGCUCGCCUCGGCCCUCAAGGCCGAGACGGAGCCCGGCCCGGCCGUGCAGACGGAGGAGCAGUGGGCCGACUUUGUCCGCAAGGCCGCCAACAGCUUCUUCCACCCCUCGGGCACCGUCGCCAUGCUGCCCCGCAAGGACGGCGGCGUCGUCGACGCCGACCUGCGCGUCUACGGCACCACCAACCUGCGCGUCGUCGACAACAGCGUCAUCCCCAUCGUGCCCUCGGCCCACAUCCAGACGACCGCCUACGGCAUCGCCGAGGUGGCCGCCGCCAGGAUCAUUGCCGCCGCCAAGCGCUAAGCAGACAAUAUUUUUGCCCUUGCCCCUGCUGUCUAUCGGCCUCCUUUCCUUGUGCCUGCUGUUUGUUGAUGCCCCUCCUUACCCGAGGGUGACAUGCGGAAUGCUUUUGCGUGCUUAUUUGCGUGUUCUUUUUGGUGGCCAACUGGAGCGUUCUCUUCGAAUUUGUACACAUACCCCUAGACGCGUGAUGUCCUACGCCCUUGCCAUCUAUACCUAUCUAGUCACAUUCGCAUUUACUUAAUGCAAGCAUUUUUGUGUCUGC
Molecule: messenger RNA, 2237 nt
Organism: Gaeumannomyces tritici R3-111a-1
Lineage: Eukaryota; Fungi; Ascomycota; Sordariomycetes; Magnaporthales; Magnaporthaceae
Exons: 2
Coding region: 212-1975 (587 amino acids)
Biological process (GO): secondary metabolite biosynthetic process
Molecular function (GO): flavin adenine dinucleotide binding; oxidoreductase activity, acting on CH-OH group of donors
Source: RefSeq, a predicted model, not a curated record